AUGGUUCCGGGAGAAUUCAAGGAACAUGAACCCGUGCCUCAGCAACCUUUAUGUGAAGAGGCCAUGGCUCGCUUUUACCGGGCUUUGAAAUGGAGCUUCGAGGCUUUGGCGACCGGACGAUGGCCUCGCAGCGACUUUCAAGGCCGUCGCUAUCCAAGAGGCUCUUGGGGAGCCCAGAUGGCUGGCAAGAGGUUGGCCCAGAAGCAUACCGCAGUGCUCUUCUGCUGCAAGGGAGACUUGGAUCACUUCUGGAAGAGCAUGCAGGCUCCCAGCUUUCACAGCACAUCGCCGUGUGCCCACUGCAAUGCAGAUCGGGACCAGAGUCCUUGGUGGGAUCUCCGUCCCACGGCCCGGUGGAGGCAGCAGCCCAGAUCCCACCCGCAUCGCAUGGAGCCUGUCAGGCUCUGUCCGGACUGGAUGCACAGCAAGCACCUGGGCACCGAUGCUUACAUCCUGGCUUCGGUGCUGGCCAUAAUUGUUUUUCGGAAGAUGUGA
Molecule: messenger RNA, 495 nt
Organism: Symbiodinium necroappetens
Lineage: Eukaryota; Dinophyceae; Suessiales; Symbiodiniaceae
Source: the annotation of a GenBank genome assembly